Molecule: messenger RNA, 1449 nt
Organism: Alternaria arborescens
Lineage: Eukaryota; Fungi; Ascomycota; Dothideomycetes; Pleosporales; Pleosporaceae
Exons: 3
Coding region: 1-1449 (482 amino acids)
Biological process (GO): sphingolipid metabolic process
Molecular function (GO): glucosylceramidase activity
Source: RefSeq, a predicted model, not a curated record
AUGACUGCGAUAUCACUUCUUCCACUGCUUUAUGCAAGUGGGAUCUGCGCUCAAUAUGUUCCUGUGCCAUGGGCAUACACACAAGACGAGCCUCCCGUGAAGGUUACCGUUGAUGCUACGGUACGACAUCAAACCAUGAUUGGGGGUGGCUGUUCGGGAGCUUUCGGCGUCGCCUGCGAUCAGACCGGAUCCCAAGGGCUUUCGCCCUCGAACCAACAACUCGUCAGCGAUUACCUUUUUAGCGAAAACCUUGGAGGCCUUUCCGUUCUACGCAACCGAGUCGGUUCGAGCCCUACCGAUGGUAUUCUUGGUAGCUGUCCAUUGACACCUUCAGCACCGGCCAACUAUUCAGGCCUAGGAAUGAACGAUUCCACAGCCGACAGUUGCCAACUCAAACUCACACAGCAAGCUAUGAACGCCAAUCCGGACCUUUUUAUCUACGCCGACGCCUGGUCUGCUCCGGGUUGCUUCAAAACCGAUUCCACUGACAUCAAUGGGGGGCUGAUCUGCGGUGUGCGCGGAACCAAUUGUACGCAUGAUUGGCGACAGGCAUAUGCUGACUACCUUGUGGAAUACGUCAGGCUGUAUGAGGAAAAGGGUAUCAAUGUUAGCUUGAUAGGCGCUUACAACGAACCGGAUUUCAAUCCCGUCACUUACGCUAGCAUGGACUCCGACGGAUAUCAGGCUGCAGACUUUCUGGAGGUACUCUAUCCUACCGUCAAGAAGUAUCGCAAGAACUUGCAGGUAUCUUGCUGCGAUGCUACUGGUGCUCGUCAAGAACGUAAUCUCCUCUACGAGUUGGACCAAGCUGGUGGCGGUAAGAAUUACGAUAUAGCGACAUGGCACAACUACCAAAGCAUGCCAGAGCGGCCCUUCAAUACGCAAGGUCAGCCCAAUAUGGAGACGGAGUGGUCAGACGGCAGCGGCUCCUUCAAUACGACUUGGGAUACGACAGGUCAGCUUGCAGAGGGUUUACAAUGGGCCAUCUAUAUGCACCAAGCCUUCGUCUUUAGUGACACGUCCGGAUACCUCCACUGGUGGUGUGCGCAAGACAACCCGGGAAAUACCACUGGUAGCGAUGCCAUUCUCGUUCGCCUGGAUGGCGAUACCUUUGAGGUCUCUCGCCGUCUCUGGGCUUUCGCCGGCUACUUCCGUUUCGCACGCCCAGGAUCGGUUCGCAUCGAUGCUAUCAGUCCCGCGGAGAACCUCAAGGUCACGGCGUUCGAGAACACGAAUGGCACGCUGGCUAUCCCUGUUAUCAACGAGGCGCACUUUGAGAGGCAGGUAGAGGUAAGUAUCGGGGGCUGUCAAUUAGCUCUGGGUAUUGCGACUGCAUAUCUAGCAGACAAUGAACACAACAAUACGCUGGUUGGGACUUAUGGAGUCAAUGGGUCAACGUUCCUGGCUAGUAUUCCGCCGAGGAGUAUGACCACUUUUUUCCUGGAGUGA